This is a messenger RNA of Fukomys damarensis (Damara mole-rat), 5253 nucleotides long. It is a transcript of the gene CUNH11orf87, whose product is annotated as chromosome unknown C11orf87 homolog. The transcript is spliced from 2 exons. Bases 566 to 1171 code for a protein of 201 amino acids. Lineage: Eukaryota; Metazoa; Chordata; Mammalia; Rodentia; Bathyergidae. The record is from RefSeq and is a predicted model, not a curated record.
UUGGGCAGGAGAAGAAAGAGCAGGGAACUGGGAACGUGCAAAGCAGAGAUCGCUGUGCCAGGAUAAGGUGUUGGGGUAUGAGGGUGAGUGGGGGCCUGCGGGGUGGCUUGGAGCCCUGGCGGUGGCUGCCUGACGUCACCCGCCUCUCUGGCAAUAGGCUGGGAGCUGAGCUCCCUGAAGCAGCAGCGAAGGCAGCUGCGGCGGCAGCGCGGCUUGGUCUCUGGCCCCUUCACCCAUUGCCUUCUGCAGCCGCUACCACUACCGCAGCCGCGCAGCGGGGUCUCCCUCCCUACAGCCCGCUGGUGGCUCCAGCUCUGCUUUUGCAAAGGAAAAGGGCUCCCGGAGACCGGUUCGAGGCGAGACUGAAGAUCUCCCCAGCCUCACUGGCUCCCUGGCCCUCUCGAUUGCCGGCAGUCGCUUCCUUGGUCCUUGGCUGGCGUGCGCGCUCCCUCCUGUGCAGGAAGUAGUUUCCAGCGCCGUGGGCUCUGUCCUCUUCUUGGCUGGUGGGAACGGUGUGUCGGAGAGAGGAAGCCUGGUGGGCCCGGCCCCUCCCAGCCCAGCGCCGAUGAGUGCCCGGGCACCGAAGGAGCUGAGGCUGGCGUUGCCGCCGUGUCUCCUCAAUCGGACCUUUGCUUCCCCCAACGACAGCGGCAGCGGUAACGCGGGUGCCCGCAGCCCCGGCGCAGGCGGUGGAGGUGGCAGCACCUGCAUCACGCAGGUGGGACAGCAGCUUUUCCAGUCCUUCUCUUCUACGCUGGUGCUGAUUGUCCUGGUCACUCUCAUCUUCUGCCUUAUCGUGCUGUCCCUCUCCACCUUCCACAUCCACAAGCGUAGGAUGAAGAAGAGGAAAAUGCAGAGGGCUCAGGAGGAAUACGAGAGGGAUCAUUGCAGCGGCAGCCGUGGUGGAGGGGGGCUGCCCCGGGCUGGUAGUCAGGUUCCAACUCAAGGAAAAGAAACCCGGCUGGAGAGGCAGCCCAGGGACUCCACCUUCAGCGCCCCCUGCAACACCACUUCCUCCUCCUCCUCUUCAUCCCCUGGGCUUCCUUUCCAGGGUCCCUGUGCUCCUCCGCCGCCUCCACAAUCAGCGCCCUGUCCACAAGGGGCAAAUGCAACCUCCUCUUCUUUGGACACAGCUGGCGAGGGCCUUUUGCAAACGGUGGUACUGUCCUGAUUGUGUAGCUCCUCUCCUCAGCCCUUUCUUGUUUCUAGCAUCUUUGCCAUCCUCGCUGUUCUUCCUUCUGCCCUCCUUUUCCGUUGUCCUCUGGCUCUUCUUUCCUUUCUUCUUUCCUUAUCUCCCCACCCCCUCCACUCUGUUUCUCCUCCGCCGAGGCACUGUGCGGUAUUUGUAAAUAUUGGGCAAGAAAAGUCUCGGAAGAAGAAAUAGUGCUGAUAAUACUUUGUUGAUAUUUAUAGUAAUUAUUAUAAUGCUAAUAACACAAUCCAAGCGCAUGACAAAUCACAUACUUUCUCAUUUUCAAUGAAGGAUGCAUCUUCCCUCUUCAUCAUAUAUCCCCCUCAGUAAGGAGGAAAAACUGCACAAGCUACCAAAUAAGAGGCAUUGAAACCUGGUGCAAAAGGAAGGGAGGGGGCCGCGUUGUACAUAGCUGUCAAGUUAAGGCACCCCCUCAGCUUGCAUUUUUCCUUUAGCUUCUCUCUCUUCCCCUUUUCCCACUCUCAGCUGGGCUCGGGCAUACUAUACUACAAAAAAAAUUCUACAUUAAGCGGCAAGACUACAAGAGGCCACAGAGAAAAUCCCAGAAAAAUAUUUAGGAUAGGUACUGCUCUCCAUUAUUUUUUCCAGAAUUCGGCAUUUUUGCUUAGUAAAUAUCUCUCACUGGCCGAACAUAAUAAAUACAUUUGAAUCUAUAAAUUAGUUUUAAAAAGAAAAAGAGCCUACUGCUUUCCCUUCCCUGCCCAACCCACUUGUCCAUCUUUUGACUUGUGGCAGUUUCAGGAGUCUGAGGGCCCGAGAGCUGUCCGGCAAGGUCUGGUGCUGAAAUCGCCUGGGUCAUGGUUACAGUACUUCCUCUGAUUAUGAUGGUGGAGGAGGGGCUGUUUUGGAAAGUGACUCUACUGGCUUUCCCCCACUUCUUUUUCUACAGUUAGGUUAGCGUGUACUAUUGGUUUUCUUAUUAAAUGUUGCAUAAGUUACCCUUUUUGUAAAAAAAAAAAAAGUUAUUAGUUGAUGUACAGUACUGAAAGUACACUAUCUAACCAACCAGGAUGUUUCUGUUUUAUUUUUAGAAUGAAUGCACUUUUAUUAUAUACUUAUUAUAUCAGUACCAAAUACAGAAGAAAACUAAUUCUGUACUAAGUCAUCCAAACUGUAUAUUCUUGUUUUUACUUUCCAGAUGUUGAUAUAAUGAUUACCACUGAAUGAGGAACUCAGUGGUGUAGGCCUGGCUUCUGCUGUUUCUAGAAGUGUUCUUUUGUACCUUACCUGUAGUAGACUGUUAUAAAAAGAUGACACACAUGUUUUCCUUCUUAUUUUGCGAGUAACAGAACAACCACAACAACAGAAGACAAACAAAUAAUGGAUGUGCAGGAAUGCCAUCUAUUAAAAUGUGAUUAAUAUUUAAACAGUGCCUGUAGUUCUCCCUGCAUGCAGUUAAGUUAACACCUGGAGGCAGUGGUGUGUGUGCUUGCUUGUACUGUAUGUGUUUGGGGGCAAAACUGGUGGGGUAUUGGGCAAUUGGGAUGACAGGACAUGCAAAUUUUAAGAGAAUGAAAUCAGCAAAUACUUAUGGGAUAAAAAUAUUUACAGUUUGUUCAGUUAAAAAAAUCUGUGCUCAUGUCUGAGGUACAGCAAAGAUGGGCUCUCUUCUUUAAUACUCUGGCAAGGAUAAUUUCUCUGAAUAUAUGAAAAAGUAUUGAGGACAGAUCUAUUUUGAUCUGUCUCCUGAUGCCAGACAAGCCCAUCUCUUUUAGAAGUGGAGUCUGCCUAUGAUUAUUUAGCACUUUGUUGCCCUUCGAUUGAUGAUAGAAGGGGCCAGAAGCAUAUUAAAAUCUCAAGUAUAGGCAGUGGUAUUCCUUCUUGGGAACCAAUUCUUUGACAGCUAUUGAAAUAUUUGUAAAAUGUAUGAAUGAGAAUGGUUUACAAAAAGCUUAACCAAAAGAAUAUUUAUAAUGUUUCUGGGUGCAGGGCAGCAAUGGCACUAAAGUGCACCCCUCUUUCAAGUAACUAGUGGUUCUAGAUUUGCUGUCUUGGUUCCAGGCAUAUAUGUUUUUAUCCAGAAAAAAUAUCAACUGUACUAUUUUUGGUCAUCUUGGCUCAAGUUCAGUCUGCAUCUUUUAUAAGAAUUUUAAGCUUAACUUUAACCACCCAUUAGUCAGUCAUACUCUUUCCUGAAGCACAGAUCAUCAUUAAAACACCCUAUGUUGUAAUAUCAGGAAGACCAGGUAUAGUCUUUGGAUACAAAAUAUUAAACAAUGAACCAGAUUCUCUCCAGUGCCUUAGUCACUUCUUAAUAAGUAAAACAGUACAUUAACUCCCUCAAGCCACUAGGGAAUCUGUUAGUGCAUAAGAGCUCUACAUUGUACAUCAGAAUGACUAAGGCACUGUGAAGAGGAAAGUUCAUUAAUUUUUGUACCUUACCAAUAUCCAGCUUUGAUUCUUUAAUACCUUAUUAUAAAAUGACUUUUGGACUUGGAUGUAGGAUAGAAUCAAGAACCCAAAAGGGAGCAUCCUCAUUUCUCAUGAGCUCUACUAAAAUAUAUGGAAAUUAAUUUUACCCCUUAUUUGGUGCACUUUUCACAGUGAAUAAUUUCCCAUUUUAUUAAAGCAAUAAGAUAUUCAGUUGUGAGCUGUAUUAGAUGAUGAUUCUAUUUCCUCGGUGCUGAAGCUACUCAUAUGUUCUUGCCUUAUGAAUUAUAGUACAUUCAAGGCAUGCAAUAAUAAUCUCCUUCCAAGGAAGAGCCUGUACGCCCUGGAGGAUAUUGUCCUAUAUAGUGUUUUCCAAAUGAAUAGAAGAAGCAAGAGACUUAAAAGAAUAGUGUAUAUUAUUUAAAAAUCUUUGUUUAAAAAAAUUGAUUUCUCCAUCAAUUUACUAUGGUUUAAUAUUUUUAAUACUGUCCUCUGAGAAGAUAAUACAGGUUUUAAUCAAAUUUCUUAUUAGCUUUAAUAUACUCAGAACCUUAGGUUUCUGGUGGUGUCACAUGAGAUUUUAAUGAGAUAGAGAAUUACAUGAAAUUUUAGUAAGCCAGUCCCCACACCAAUUUAUUGCAAUAAGCACAUAUCCAGGCAGUUUAUAUAAACUCUGUAUAAAACACUGCUUUUUGUAGAGCUCAGUUGACAGUCCCAGGAGUUUGGGAUGCUACCAACAGGGAAUUUCAGUCUUUGUUUAUAUGAAGCAAAAGGCACUCUGGAAAUAGCUAAAUUUAAGGAUUUUAUUCACUGAUGUCCCGUCAAACUAAUUGCUUCGGACCCCUAUAGCUAUAGCUCAACUUCUGCUCUUGCUAUUCAGUAUUAAUAAGGUGGCAUGCUUGAUUCUUAUUGUUUUGAAAAAUGAGAAAAUUGGAGAGAGAAUGCCAUUUAUGUAAACUGUAUGGGACUCUGAAUCUUAAAGGUGUAGAUGGAUAUAAUCUUUAGAAUUUAUAUACACCCAUAGAUACGUAUUUAUAUAUGCAUACAUUUUGUACAAAUUUACAAUGGACUUUUUGUAUUCUCUUUUCUGUCAUUACAAGAAUGAGAUGGAAACCAAAUAGCUGUUCCAUUCUCUUAUCCAGAGAGGAUACUGAGAAGUCAGGUAUAUGCAUGCAAUUGUUUCUCUGCGGUGAAAUCUGAAUGACUUUCCUUAUUUAAUGAAAGGGGAAAGAGUCUUAUUUGACUUUGGAAAUUGGUAAUUAGAUAAGCUUUCUUUCUUAUGCUAGUAACUCAAAUGUAGCAAUGAUAAUAAAGUUCUGACCAUAUCAAUGUGGUCCAAGUAUCUAGAUGGAAUGAAAAAAUAUCCAGAAGAGAGUUAGGGCCAUCUAGACCACAAACCUGGACUAUGGUUCAAUUUUUCACUUAAAAAUUAUUAUGUCGUGUAAGUACAAUUUAUAUCUAUCUACAUAGGUAAAGGUAAAGUGAAAAUAUGACCAUUAAUUUUUAGUCUGAUAAGUACUUUUUGGAAAAUAUGGACAAAGUCGCUUUAAAAGUUAUUUGGCAUCUGAAUUUUCCAUUUCUAUAUGUAUAAAUUGAAUUUGGUAUUGGUUAAAAGUUUAUUUUUCCAAUAUGUACACAUAUCCUGUAAAUGCUUUGAUGUGGAUGACAGA